UGUUGACUGGCAUGGAAGCUGUACUGUAUUAUAAGAGUGGCGCGGUCUACGGCGUGCUCUCCUCUCAGUCCUUUGCCGAGUCUUCGUCAGAUAUCUCGUGUUUACGAACGAGCCUGCAGCAGUGCAGCAGUUGAGGAGAACAGUGAUCUCCUUGUACGGAGGUAAAUUAAAGCCUGGCUGCCCGUCCCACGCCAAAUCGCCCGUCCUCCUUUGUUGACCCCCUGAGCCGCUUAAAAAUAGAGGCUUUUCUCGCUUUUCUCUCUCUCUCGCCUCCCCACUAUCUACGGUGGCCGGAUCAGCUUCCCUGUUCUCGUUCUUCGCGUCGCCAAAACUCGAGACAAGCAGACAGGCAUCCCGGUCGGUCUUUUUGGCUUUGAUUUGGUUUGCUUCCUCAACUCCAAGCAUUUGCGUGAAGAUCGAAGCACUGCUCUCAUCAACGGCUCCUUUUCCUUCCUCGACUUCUCCGCAACAACCACGACGCUCGCUAAUUUCCUAACGUUCGUUCAUACAUUCGCUAUUGUCUGGUGAGAAGAGAAGGAUUCUGCUGCACCACACACACUCUGCAUAUCCCUACUGCCUUCGUUACCUGGGGGAUUUAGAAGUAUCACCAACACACGACACGCUGCAACCUCAGAAAUCCAUUGCACACCACAAACAACCCAUUAUCCAGGCUAUCCACCAGCCGCACCGUAUAUAGAGGAUAACGCUUCGCCCAGAGGGUUUCGACCCGAAUAAUCAACAUGGCCUUGAACAACCAAGGCGGCGGAGGCGCCCAUUCCCAACCUUCACUUCCUGCCCUCCCUGCACAUCUACAAUCCGACACCCAUCUUACAGCACAUCUGGCCAGUCGCUUCCAUGUGUCAUUACCAACUGCUCAACUAUCUUCACACGCGUUAAUAUGCCUCAAUACUUAUUCUUCUUCGAGCAAGGGACCGGAUGGUGGAAAGGAGGGAAGUGCUAUGGGCGGAGCUGAGGAUUUGGCUGAGAAGGCAUACACCAGACUUGGAGCCCGUUCCGAGAACCAGGCUGUUGUGUUUCUGGGCGAAUCUGGAUCGGGUAAAACCACUGUUCGUUCUCACUUGUUGUCUGCUCUCCUCAGCAAGUCAUCCACACCUCUCUCCACCAAACUGUCCCUCGCGGCCUAUGUAUUCGAUAGUUUGACGACUACAAAAACUGCAACUACCCCAACAGCAUCAAAGUCCGGCCUGUUUUUCGAACUUCAAUAUGACACCUCCUCGACUGUCAACCCAACACUCAUUGGAGGAAAAGUUUUGGAUCACAGGUUGGAGCGGAGCCGAGUAGCAUCUGUCCCAACCGGAGAGCGAAGUUUCCAUGUUUUGUAUUAUCUUUUGGCCGGAACGAGUGCUGCGGAAAAAUCCCAUCUUGGAUUGGACACCCCUGGAGCCCUUUCUGGUGUGGUUCAUCAAAACCAGUCAGGCAAUAGACACUCCCUCGGGCCGCAACAGAAGAGAUGGAGAUAUCUAGGACAUCCAACACAGUUGAAGGUUGGGAUUAAUGACGCCGAGGGUUUUCAGUUAUUCAAGACCGCGCUCCGAAAGCUGGAAUUUCCCCGCAGCGAGAUUGCUGAGAUCUGCCAGGUCUUGGCCAGCAUUCUGCACAUCGGACAACUAGAAUUCGAAACGACUGAAGAUACAGCUGUCACUGGAGAUGAGAGUGGUGGUUACUCGCACGAAGGCGGACAAUCUGUGACCGGUGUGAAGAAUAAGGAGGUGCUUGGAAUAGUGGCAGCUUUCCUCGGAGUCAGUGCUCAAGAUCUGCAGACCACUCUAGGCUAUAAGACCAAGAUUCUGCACAGAGAGCGAGUCACUGUUAUGCUCGAUCCAAAGGGAGCCCGAAGCAACGCAGAUGAGCUUGCGAGAACUCUGUACUCCCUCUUGGUAGCAUAUGUGAUUGAAAGCAUUAAUCAGAGGGUCUGCGCCGUCGAAGAUACCGUCGCCAACACUAUUUCGAUCAUCGAUUUCCCUGGCUUCUCCCAACAACAGCCAACAGAUUCAACUCUUGACCAGCUUCUGAAUAAUGCUGCUACCGAGUCUCUUUACAACUUCACCCUCCAGAGCUUUUUUGAGGGCAAGGCAGAGAUGCUCGAGAGCGAGGAAGUCAGCGUGGCGCCGACCAGCUACUUUGAUAAUUCAGAUGCUGUUAAGGGUCUUCUCAAGCACGGAAACGGUUUGUUGAGCAUAUUGGAUGAUCAAACAAAGCGUAACAGAACCGACAUGCAGCUACUAGAAAGUCUUCGAAAGCGCUUCGAGGGCAAGAACCCAGCCAUCUCUGUCGGAAGUGCAACCGCUAAACUUCCUGGAAGCAACUUUGCAACUCAUAAUGCUGCUGCGUCUUUUGCCGUAAAGCAUUUCGCAGGCGAAGUUGAAUAUCCAGUUGCCGGCCUGGUAGAGGAGAAUGGAGAAGUCAUUUCAGGAGAUCUGAUGAACUUGAUUGCCUCAACUAAGAGCGAGUUUGUUGGCCAACUCUUCGGACAAGAAGCUUUGCAAACAGUCGUACACCCUCAAGAGAAGACCACCAUCAUGCAAGCGCAGGUCAGCUCGAAGCCUUUGCGAAAGCCAAGUGUGAUGAGAAAGAAGGGCGACAGACCAGCCAAGUUCGCAGGUCGCGACACUACCAAGGAAAUCUUCUCCGAGUCGGUAGAAGAAUUGGGAAAUGGCGACGACGAUGCUAAAAGCCGUAGAGGUCGUAACAUCGACCAAGGAGCUGCCGCCCAAUUCUUGUCGUCUCUGGAUAACGUCACCAAGUCUCUCACCGCGCCAAACACGAAUCCCUACUUUGUGUUCUGUCUCAAACCGAACGAUCGCCGCAUUGCCAACCAGUUUGACAGCAAGUGUGUCCGGACUCAAAUCCAGACCUUUGGCAUUGCAGAGAUCAGUCAACGACUGCGAAAUGCAGAUUUCAGUCUCUUCUUACCAUUUGGUGAAUUCCUUGGACUUGCUGACGCAGAGACUAUUCUGGUUGGCAGUGAACGAGAGAAGGCUGAGAUGGUUGUGGAUGAAAAGAGGUGGCCAGCAAAUGAAGCCAAAAUUGGCAACACUGGUGUCUUCUUGAGUGAACGAUGCUGGUCAGAAAUUGCCAAACUUUCAGAGCGCGGCUACGUUCAAGGCAGAUAUCCAACCCAGUCGGAUGAUGGCGGCGAUAUGCUGUCUCCAGGUGAUAUUCAUGGCACGUAUGGUCAAUCAAAAGAGCGUCUUCUUGGCACACCUGGAGGACUGAGCCCAGGCUAUGGAGACAAGAAAUCGGGCUACUUCGGUAGCAAUGACAUCGAUACUCGCUCAGAUGCUGGUGCUUCGGCACUCGGCGGUGGGGAUAUGUUUCGAAACCUCGAUACCCGCGCACAGAUGGCUGAGAAGGGUAAUGAAAAGGCAAUGGUGGAGGUUGAAGAAGUCAAGACCACAGGCACUCGAAAGAGGUGGGUUUUCCUGGUCUACAUGAUGACCUGGAUGAUCCCGGACUUUGCAAUUCGCUUAAUUGGUCGCAUGCCUCGCAAAGAUGUUCGGAUGGCGUGGAGAGAGAAGCUCGCAAUCAACAUGAUGAUCUGGAUCAGUUGUCUCUUCGUCGUCUUCUUCAUCGUCAUUUUCCCGCUGCUCAUUUGUCCCAAACAACACGUCUACAGUGCUGCUGAGUUGACAUCACACAACGGAAAGGGCUCGCAUGCAUAUGUCUCCAUCCGCGGGCAGGUUUUCGACCUGUCAGACUUUGCACCUUCGCAUUAUCCCUUCAUCGUUCCUCAGAAGCAAGUAUUGAAGUAUGCCGGUCUGGAUGCUACAUCUCUCUUCCCUGUUCAGGUCUCUGCUCUCUGUCAAGGUGUCAAUGGAACGAUCGACCCUGCCGUGCAGCUCGACUACACAAAUGCCAAUACCACCGGCUCAGCAAAAGUUAUCAGCACUACUGAUGACAACUUCAAGUACCAUGAUUUCCGAGCCUUCACAAAUGACAGUCGACCGGACUGGUUCUUCGAGCAGAUGAUGAUGCUCAGAGCUGGUUACAAGAAAGGAAACAUCGGUUACACGAGCAGCUACGUCAAGAAACUGGCUGCUAAGAGCAAUGCAAUCGCUAUACUCAAUGGUCGCGUCUACGAUUUCACCAAAUACACUCAAGGAGGUCGCCGAGUUCUAGUGAAAGCCGGCGAAGAGGUCCCAACUGAUAUCAACACCAAUUUCAUGGAUCCUUUGGUUGUGGACUUGUUCCAACAGAAGGCCGGUGAGGAUGUCACAAAAUACUGGAAUGCUUUGGCCAUCGACGAAGGGAUGCGUACUCGAAUGUCUACUUGUCUUGACAACCUUUUCUACGUUGGAGAUGUUGACACCCGAAAUUCCGUGAAAUGUCAAUUUGCUGAGUACCUGAUCUUGGCUAUUUCUGUCAUCCUGCUCGCCGUCAUUGGCUUCAAAUUCGCUGCAGCCCUGCAGUUUGGAACGAAGAACGUCCCCGAAAACCUUGACAAGUUCAUCAUAUGCCAAGUUCCAGCUUACACCGAGGACGAAGAGUCUCUUCGUCGUGCCAUCGACUCUGCUGCGCGGAUGAAGUAUGAUGACAAGCGCAAACUUCUCGUCGUUAUCUGUGACGGAAUGAUUAUCGGCCAAGGAAACGACAAGCCAACUCCACGCAUCGUGCUCGAUAUCCUUGGUGUCUCCGAAACCGUUGAUCCCGAGCCCCUCAGCUUUGAAUCGCUUGGUGAGGGCAUGAAGCAGCACAACAUGGGAAAAGUCUACUCGGGACUUUACGAAGUCCAAGGCCACAUUGUGCCCUUCUUGGUCAUCGUUAAGAUCGGUAAGCCCUCUGAGGUCUCACGCCCUGGAAACAGAGGAAAGCGUGAUUCCCAAAUGGUCAUGAUGCGGUUCUUGAACAGAGUCCACUACAACAGCGCCAUGAGUCCAAUGGAGCUUGAGAUGUACCACCAGAUUCGGAAUAUCAUUGGUGUCAAUCCCACUUUCUACGAGUACCUGUUACAAAUUGAUGCCGACACUGCUAUUGCUCCAGAUUCUGCAUCCCGAUUCGUUUCUGCGUUCAUCGACGACACCAGACUGAUCGGAUGCUGUGGAGAAACAGCCCUGAGCAACUCAAAAUCGUCCUUCGUCACUAUGAUCCAGGUUUACGAAUAUUACAUUUCCCACAACCUUGCCAAAGCAUUCGAAAGUUUGUUUGGAAGUGUUACCUGUUUACCUGGAUGUUUUACCAUGACCCGCAUCCGCGCAGCCGAGUCCGGGAAGCCACUCUUUGUCAGUCGAGAGGUCGUCGAGGCGUAUGCCGAAAUCCGUGUCGAUACUCUCCAUAUGAAGAAUUUGCUUCAUUUGGGUGAAGAUCGUUACUUGACUACACUCCUGCUCAAGCACCAUCCCAAGUACAAGACGAAGUACAUCCGAAACGCACACGCCUGGACUGUCGCUCCUGAUUCCUGGAAGGUCUUCCUCUCUCAACGUCGUCGCUGGAUCAACUCUACUGUGCACAAUCUGGCCGAGCUGGUUCCUAUGUCACAACUCUGCGGGUUCUGCUGCUUCAGUAUGCGCUUCAUUGUGUUCAUCGAUCUGCUCUCUACUAUUGUUCAACCUGUCACUGUUGCCUACCUCGUCUACCUGGUUGUACUGGUCAUCACGAAUCCAAGCACUGUGCCCAUCAUUGCAUUUAUUCUUCUGGGUGUUAUAUAUGGUUUACAAGCUAUCAUUUUCAUUCUCCACCGAAAGUGGGAAAUGAUCGGGUGGAUGAUUCUGUACAUUCUCGCCAUUCCAGUCUUCUCCUUCGGUCUGCCACUGUACAGCUUCUGGCACAUGGAUGAUUUCUCCUGGGGUAACACUCGAGUGGUCACCGGAGAGAAGGGUCGCAAGAUCGUCAUCACCGACGAGGGCAAAUUCGACCCAGACUCCAUUCCACACAAGAAAUGGGAGGAGUACCAGGCUGAGCUCUGGGAAGCCCAGACCAUGAAGGACGACCGCUCCGAAGUCUCUGGCUACUCAUACGGCACCAAGCACCUCGCUGCAGCUUCUGAGUACAACUACGCACCUUCGCGUCCCAUGUCUCAAGUUGGAGGUAACUACCCGUACGAUGCCAAGAACGCCAAUAUGUACAACUCGCGCAUGUCUCUGGCACCUUCUGAUGCCAUGGGCAUGGACUACCGCCAGAGCCAGUAUGGUGGUUCCCAAUUCUUUGGCCAGCAGGAACUCGAGCUAUCCAACCUCGCUGGUCUGCCGAGUGACGAUGCCAUCCUGGCGGAGAUCAGAGAGAUUCUGAAGACGGCGGAUUUGAUGACUGUCACGAAGAAGAGUAUCAAGGUUGAGUUGGAGAAGAGAUUCGGAAUUCCACUUGAUGCUAGGAGAGCAUAUAUCAACUCGGCUACCGAAGCAUUGCUCUCUGGCCAAUUGUGAUCGGAGAUAUGUAAAGAACAUGUUUGAUGCAUAUAAUUGGAGUAUUUAUACAACUAAAUGUGUUUUGAAAAGCUUUGGGGUGGGGUGUAGCGAUAGUGUUGGCUUAUUUGUUGUUCUGGGUGGGGCAGUCUUGUUCACUCGCUUGGGUUUUUAGUGCUAUCUGUCGAUUUGGCUGGCGUUGUUCAUCUUUGGGAUAAGGUGAUGGUGCAUGCAUUUUGGACAAUAUGACCAGAGGAAGAUAAUAAUAUCAACCAGUUCUUGCUUAUGCUCAACUUUGCUCAAUCGAAUUAUUAUUCCUGUAUCAUCACAUCAUCACUUUGCUUUUGCGGUCACAUUGCACUCAAAACCGAGGGUUUCUAAAAGUUCUGGCGUUUGCCUGUCACUGUGUGCGAGAAUCUAUUCACUCUUUCAUCUAUCCAUGAUGACUAAGAGAAGAGCCAAGAAAAGAUCAGAACUCCUCUCCGAAGAUAAGAGAACCAUGCCAUCCUCUCCCAGCCCAGAACGAAGACCGCAAUUAGUUCAGAUAGUGCAAAGUCUGUCCAAGCGGACCACCAGUGUUCAAAAGGACAAGAAAGGAGAUCUCAUGCAUGCUGACGCCCAAAAGUAAGAAAGCAACUAUGAUUUCCAACCAACCACCGAGUGAACCAAAUGAAAGCCUUAGCGUUUCCAUAUUACACCUGUCUGCAAGGCCAAUGCUUGAAGGACUCAGGUGUCAAGGCCGAGUGUUUAGAUUCUGUGUGGAUGGUGUGGUGUAUUUAGUGCUUGACUAAGGCAUGUGGCACUGUGAGGGAAUGUAUGUCAGUCCAGGUACGGUGAGGGGGUGAAGAGGGGAGGAAGACUGAUAAAAGGAGAAGGAAGGGAAGACAUACACGGCCGUAGGCUGAGCAGCGGUUGCAGAUACCUUGGCAUUGCAAGUGGUUAGAGCAUUGCUCCCAGCAACCCUUGUAAGCGAUAGUGUCAACAGCCUCAUCACGGGGAAGGGAGACUGGGGCAGCUACAACUUCAGCCUCAGUCUCGACACCCUCAUCGCGCUUGUAGGGACGGUGGCACUAUUCAUAUGAUCAACGUCAGCUCUCUCACUCUCUCAUAGCGAAAACAGAGGGUAUAUCAAGGAAGGAAGUUGGAAGAGGAUGCCAUUUAGAGAUGGAAGACAGAAUGGAAGACAUACACGGCCAUUGACGGAGCAGCGGUAGCAGAGACCCUGGCAUUGAAGGUGGUUAGAGCACUGCUCCCAGCAGCCCUUCUCAGCGGAACGGGCUCCGAGAGGGAGGAGAGCGUUGGUGUUUGGGCUGGAGAGAGUGCCGGCUGGGAUAGCAACGACGAAAGAGAGGAGGGUAGAGACGAUGGUGAGGAUGAAAGUGGUGCGCAUCUUGACUGAUGUUGCUUGUUUUUUGUGUUUGGAAAUGUAGUAGGUGUUGGUGUUUGGAGUUUUGUCUUGGAAGACGAGAUGUCGUGUGUAUGUGUGUUUGGUGUUGAGCAAGGAAACAGAAAUCUGUCUUGAGGUCGAGAAGGGGUUUUUAUAUAGGUUUGGAGACGAAGAGGCAGGUCGGAACUAUAAAAGCUAGGCCAAAUUGGGACCGGCGAGGAGGAAAAAUGAGUGGCAUUCACUCAUAGUAUAUUUCUUUGUUGUCUCGUUGGCG
This is a messenger RNA of Cadophora gregata, 8020 nucleotides long. RefSeq lists its product as uncharacterized. Gene Ontology annotation, molecular function: chitin synthase activity; cytoskeletal motor activity; ATP binding. The coding region runs from base 741 to 6380 and encodes 1879 amino acids. The record is from RefSeq and is a predicted model, not a curated record. Gene Ontology annotation, cellular component: cell periphery; cell septum; myosin complex. NCBI's taxonomy places the organism in Eukaryota, Fungi, Ascomycota, Leotiomycetes, Helotiales, Ploettnerulaceae. The transcript is spliced from 4 exons.